GGAGUUUCACCAGAAGAGAUUUCAUCAUGGAAGGCUGCUCUUACCUCAGCAUCCAACAUUCUCGCACGUCUGAGGCCAAACUUGUGGAUGAAAUUGCUGUUGACACAUUCAAGAAGCUGAAUGAUUUGGCUCCGAGUGGGAACGAAGGUCUCGUGGGCAUAGAAUCACGUUUGAAGAAUCUCGAAAAGCUGUUAUCAUGGGAGGAUUUGGAUUCUGUUCAUAUCCUAGGCAUUGUUGGAAUGGUAGGGAUUGGGAAAACGACUCUUGCUGAUUGUUUGUAUGGACGUAUGCGUGGUCGGUUCGACGGUAGCUGCUUCCUAACAAAUAUUCGCGAAAAUUCGGGUAGAAGCGGAUUAGAAUAUUUGCUGCAGAAACUCUUUUCCACUGUACUAAAUGAUAGAUAUUUGAAGAUUGGAGCUCCUGGAAAUGCACAUGAGAGAUUUGAGCGCCGCCUUAAGAGCAAGAGGCUACUUAUAGUGCUUGAUGAUGUGAAUGAUGAAAAGCAGAUCAGAUAUCUUAUGGGGCACUGCAAAUGCUUGAAUGCGUUUAAUGACUCUUGCCCUUCGAAAGAGUUCGAAGGUUUGACAAAUAUGGUUCUAGAUUACGCUAAAGGCCACCCUUUGGCUCUUAAGGUGUUAGGAUCUGAUCUUUGUGAGAGGGAUCCUCUGUACUGGGAAGAUAAAUUGGAUAGACUGAAAAGUAGAUCACAUGGAGAUAUCUACGAAGUUCUGGAAACAAGCUAUGAGGAGCUUACCAUUGAGCAGAAGACUGUUUUUCUGGAUAUUGCAUGUUUCUUCAGAUCAAAGAAUGUGGAUUACGUGACAAGCCUUCUCAAUAGUCAUGGUGUGGACAUGUCUAGCGUGAUAAAGGAUCUCGUUGACAAAUGUCUGAUCACUCUUUCUGAUAAUCGCAUUGAGAUGCAUGACAUGUUGCAGACGAUGGGCAAGGAGAUUAGUUUAAAAGCAGAAACAAUAGGAAGACGAGACUUUAGUUGGCUAUCACGUCAUGGUUACCAGUGCCAAUGGCAUAUCAGACUAUGGAACAGUGAAGAUAUUUGUGACCUGCUAACCAAAGGCCCGGGAACUGACAAGAUAAGAGGGAUUUUUCUCGACACAUCAAAACUAAGAGCAAUGCGUCUAAGUGCCGAAGCCUUCAAUGGGAUGUACAAUCUCAAAUACUUGAAAAUUUAUGAUUCUCAUUGUUCCCGUGGAUGUAAAGCAGAAUUUAAACUGCACUUGCAGGGAAGGCUUGAUUUCCUUCCAAAUGAGCUUACAUAUCUACACUGGCAUGGUUACCCGCUACAGAGUAUCCCUUUAGACUUUGACCCCAAGAACCUUGUAGACCUUAAAUUGCAAUAUAGUCAACUAACAGAAAUUUGGGAUGAUAAAAAGGAUGCUGGAAUGCUCAAAUGGGUCGACCUUAGUCGCUCCUUGAAUUUACGUCAGUGUUUGGGUUUGGCUAAUGCUCAAAAUCUUGAGAGGUUGAAUCUAGAAGGAUGUUGCUCACGACUAGAGGUUUUUCCAGAAAUUAAGGAAGACAUGGAAUCUUUGGAGAUUUUACUUCUGGAUGAUACAGCCAUCACUGAGAUGCCAAAGAUGAUGCAUUUGAGCAAUAUCAAGACAUUUUCGUUAUGUGGAACGAGCAGUCAAGUUUCUGUUAGUAUGUUCUUCAUGCCACCUACAUUGGGCUGCUCUCGGUUAACAGAUCUUUACCUCUCGAGAUGCAGUCUUUACAAACUCCCAGAUAAUAUCGGUGGCCUUUUCUCUUUGCAAUCUUUAUGCUUAAGCGGAAACAACAUCGAGAAUCUUCCAGAAAGCUUCAACCAACUCCACAAUCUGAAAUGGGUUGAUCUAAAGUUUUGCAAGAUGUUAAAGUCUCUACCAGUCCUUCCGCAAAACCUGCAGUAUCUAGAUGCACACGAAUGCGAGUCACUUGAAACUUUGGCAAAUCCAUUAACGCCUUUGCUGGUAGGAGAGAGGAUCCAUUCUAUGUUCAUCUUUAGCAAUUGUUACAAACUGAACCAAGACGCACAAGAGAGUCUCGUGGGUCAUGCUCGAAUCAAAAGUCAGUUGAUAGCUAAUGCUUCUGUAAAACGUUAUUAUCGGGGAUUCAUCCCAGAGCCUCUGUUUGGAAUCUGCUACCCAGCGACUGAAAUACCGAGCUGGUUCUGCCACCAAAGACUAGGACGUUCACUAGAAAUCCCAUUGCCUCCGCACUGGUGUGACACUAACUUUGUUGGACUUGCCUUAUCAGUAGUUGUCUCAUUCAAGAACUAUGAAGACCGUGCGAAACGUUUCUCGGUGAAGUGUUGUGGCAAAUUCGAGAACCAAGACGGUUCCUUCACGAGAUUUGAUUUCACUCUCGCAGGCUGGAACGAACCGUGUAAAUCCCUUAUCCAUGAACCAAGAAAGCUCACUUCUGACCACGUUUUCAUGGCAUACAAUAGUUGCUUCCAAGUCAAGAAUCUCCAUGGAGAGAGUAAAAAAUGUUGCUACACAAAGGCUUCAUUCGAAUUCUAUGUGACAGAUGAUGAAACGAGGAAGAAGAUGGAAACUUUUGAAGUGAUAAAAUGUGGGAUGAGUUUAGUGUAUGUUCCGGAAGAUGAUGAUUGCAUGUUGCUGAAGAAGACAAAUCUAGUUCAGUUGAGUAUGGAGACCGUACCAAGUUGUAAAAAACCAAGCUGUUCCUACGGUCUUGAUGAUGUUAUGGAUGAUGAUAGACCCAAGAGAGGACUUUGCCAGUUUGUUGGUGGUGAAGAACCAGAUUGUAAAAGAAAGAAGAAGGAGAAGAUCACAGUGUAAGAAAAUCUAUAGUUAUGUCAAAAUUUUGUUUUAUUGAAUGUCAGUAAACAUCAAUGCCUUUU
Arabidopsis arenosa is the source of this 2863-nucleotide messenger RNA. The record is from the annotation of a GenBank genome assembly. Lineage: Eukaryota; Viridiplantae; Streptophyta; Magnoliopsida; Brassicales; Brassicaceae.